Messenger RNA from Moneuplotes crassus, 1069 nucleotides. Lineage: Eukaryota; Ciliophora; Spirotrichea; Euplotida; Euplotidae. The record is from the annotation of a GenBank genome assembly.
AUUUUUUUGAAUUUAACAAACUUGAGAAAUGCAAGGCAUCAUUCCAUUAAUCAAUAAAAUCCAGGAGGCUCUUAUGGUGGUAGGCUCCCAGUCGUGCGGCAAGUCCUCCGUCUUGGAGAGCAUCGUUGGCAAAGAUUUCCUACCAAGAGGCAAUGGGAUUGUUACUAGGAGACCUUUGGUACUCCAGUUGUACAAUAUUGCCUCUACGAAGGAAUAUGCCUUCUUCUCUCACCUCGACAAAGAAUUCACCAGCUUCAGAGAGAUCAAAGAGGAAAUUAUUAGAGAGACUUGCAGAGUUUGUGGGGACAAUAAGGGUGUUAGCACAGAUCCUAUCUUCUUAAAGAUCUUCUCCAAUAAUGUUAUCAAUCUUACUUUAGUUGAUCUUCCAGGGAUUACCAAGAACCCUGUAGGUGACCAGCCAAAGGACAUUGAGAAGCAGAUUAAUACCCUCGGAAAAUACCAUAAUUCUGGCUGUUCCCCUGCAAACGCUGAUAUUGCCAACUCUGAUUCUUUAAAAAUGGCCAGAAAGGUCGAUCCAAAGGGAGAGAGAACCUCUGGAAUUAUCACUAAGGUAGACUUAACGGAUGAAGGCACAGAUGCAUUGGAGCUUCUCCAGGGAGAAAUUUACCCUCUAAAAUUAGGCUACAUCGGAAUGGUCUGAAGGUCCCAAAAAGAGAUCAAUGAUGGCACUACUAUCGUUGAUUCUAUCAAACAGGAGGAGAAGUUCUUCAAGACCCAUCCUGUGUACCACAAGAUGUCUCACAACCUUGGUAUCAGUGCUCUAUCUAGCAAACUGAAUACUUUAUUCAAUGCCUUAGAUAGUUUGCACCCACUAAAGAUUAUUAGUGAUGACGACAUUCAUACAUCUGUCGAGAAUGCUUCAGCACUGACACCAAGCCUCUUCGUGGAGGAGAAAGCAUUCCACAUAUUGGUGAAACAACAAAUAGCUAGGUUGCAGGAACCAGCUCUGCAGUGUGCAGAGCAGGUCUUCACAGAGCUAAGAGACUUGGUCUCUUCUAUCUGCUUACCUGAGCUGGAGAGGUAAAGAAGCUUCAUUUUGCUAUCAUUG